Chiloscyllium plagiosum (whitespotted bambooshark) is the source of this 1763-nucleotide messenger RNA. NCBI's taxonomy places the organism in Eukaryota, Metazoa, Chordata, Chondrichthyes, Orectolobiformes, Hemiscylliidae. The record is from RefSeq and is a predicted model, not a curated record.
UCUACCCUGGUGUUUGCAGGAGAGGCCUCAAUCCACCUCACCGAGUGAAGUCCAUCUCCAUGACAACCUUCACUGAACAGGAAAUUGAAUUCCUUCAGUCGCAUGGCAAUGAGGUGUGUCGGCAGAUUUGGCUAGGCCUGUUUGAUUCCCGAUCAUCAGUUAUACCAGAUUACAGGGAUCCGCAAAAAAUCAAGGAGUUCCUACAGGAUAAAUACGAGAAAAAGAAGUGGUAUGUUCCUCCAGACCGGGUAAAAGUAUCUGCUGCCACGUCAGCUACGACGUCCCUUAGCAGCAGGAGUAGCACACCUGACGUCAAACCGCUGAAGACCCUCAUGGGAGAUUCAACUCCAGCCCUGAGCGUCACCAAAAGUGCUGCGCAGGCUGCCAACCAGGCAUCGGUGCAGCACCAGAACCAGCAGCCAGUGAAGAAAUCGCAGCUGGACCUUUUGGCAGACAUUGGAGGUGAUCCUUUUGCUUCCCCGGCACCCCAGCACACUGCUGCACAGGCCUUUGGGGCCUUCCCUGCCUUUGGAGCAGGUGGUCAGAUGUCCGGUUUCAGCUUCACAUCAGCAACGAGCAGCCAACCCACGGUCUCUUCGAGCCAUUAUACAGGAUCCGAAUACAGCAGCGUCUUCAAUAUGGGAGUGCCUUCAAAUAAUGCCAGUGCUGGCACUAGCAGUAUUUCUGGGACGAUGAGUGGGAGCCAAGUGCCUACGCAGCAAGCUGGCACCACGAAUGCUUCGAGCUUUGGAGCUUUCAGUAAUCCGUUUGCUGCUCCUACUGCCACAGCACAAGCUGCUUCUACCAACCCCUUCCAGACCAACGGAAUGGCACCAGCUCCAAUGUACAGUGGAGUACCACCAGGGUACGGACCUACCUCAGUCGCAGGGGGGUUCGCAGGAUUCCCGCAGCAUCCCUUCUCGCAGCAGCAGCCGCAGCAGCAACAGCAACAUGUGUUCGCUCAGCCGCAGGCCUUUCCACAGCAGCAAGGCUACAGCCAACAGCAGCAACAGGCUUUUGCCCAGCAGCAGUCAUUCCUGCAGCAGCAAGGCUUUGCUCAGCAACAAAAUGGUGCUGGGUUCGGUGCCUUUGGGCAGUCGAAAGGAAUGCCACAAAUGAUGGGUCCAUUGAUACAAGGAGGUGGAGUGCCCAGCAACCCAUUUAUGGUAUGUGCCACACUGACUGCUUUCAACGGGAGCGAAGAUGAGCUGUAAUGUGUAAAGCUGGGUAAAGUGAAUGGGACUGGAUUAAGUAACCGCGUGCUGGCAAGCUCGGAGUCCCAAUCUGCGGAGCCACGAGGUCUGAUUUUGGGGCUCAGAGCAGCAUGAAACUGGAACCAGAGGUUAUGUGCAAAAAAAAUAAGGUCAGAGUCAGGAUUCACUCAAUGUCCCUGCCUCACCUACUCAGACUGACUCGUGUGUCAGACUGAUUUGUCUCACAGAACGGUACAGCACUGUACAGGCCCUUCGGCCUUCGAUGUUGUACUAGCCUUUUAUCCUACUCUAAGAUCAAACUAACCUAUGCACCCUUUAUUUUACUAUCAUCCAUGUGCCUAUCUAAGAGUCUCUUAAAUGUCCCUCAUGUCUCUGUCUCUACUCCCACCGCUGGCAGUGCAUUCCACGCACCCACCAGUCUCCGUGUAAAGAACCACCCUCUGACAACUCCCCAAAACCUUCCUCCAAGCACUUUAAAAUUAUAACCCCUCGUUUCCGCCCUGGGAAAAUGUCUCUGGCUAUCCACUCUAUCUAUGCCUCUCAUCAUCU